AUGCUCCCAAUGAAUUGCUAACGUAUUCUCAUGCGCAAUACCGCGGUUUCGCUAUCUAAUAAUUCUAUUCAAAUAUACAUGUCUGUUGAUUAUUACUGCUUGUAUCAGACUACAACAUUAAUAUUUAUGGUCGUCUUGUUACCUGAGAAAACAGAUGCAUAUAGACGUACGCAUUCGGCGCAAUGCUCAGCAAUGGGCAGGCAGAAAACAGUAGCCUACAUGAGUUGAUUGCCAACGAGUUAAUUUGAUGCCAACAUACAAAUAAUUUAUGACUACCAGAUAUGUCAUUAUAAUCGUGAGAAAAUGUAUGCGCAUAUUCUGGGGACGCUCCCAGAUAGUGAUUUCAAAAUAUAAACAGCAUUUUGACAGUAAUUUACAAUCAACUGAUUGUGAAAAUGGCAUCACGGCCUCAUGAAAAAGGCAAUGAACUGCAUCAGGCUAUCUACUCCAAAAAUUGGUCUAAAGUCAAGCGACUUAUGAGAGGGAAACCACAGCUAGUCAAUGAAAUAGAUGAGGACGGCUUCACGCCAUUACAUUAUGCUGCGUCGAAAUUUGACGACACACCAGAGGAUGUGUGUGUACUGUUAGUGGAGCAAGCUAAAGCAGCCACACUCGAUAUUUUAUACCCGCGGCCGUGGGUUCGUCAUAGUCUUCUUCAUCAACUGUCUCGGCGUGGAUUCUCAACAUGCGUCAGUCGCGUCCUUGAAAAAUCGAAGACACGAAUCAACACACAAACCAAGUUUGACCAAACUGCUCUUCAUUGGUGCGCAGUGUCCAACCUCUCAGUCCAGCAACAUUUCAAAAUCAUCCAUGCCCUAUUGUCAAAUGGAGCAGAUGUUACCAUUAGGGACAAGUUUGGUGAUACUGCAGCUGAACUGUAUCAAAAAAGUAAAUGUGAAUAUGAGAACAAAAAAGAAGAAAUACCAAUGAUUGAAUAUUUAUUAAGAGGAGAAAUACCUCACCAGAUUUUGUUGAAAGGCAUAGAUACAGUCCUUAUGUACGUGAAAGCUUUAGAAGUAGGCGGUGAACUUUUUAAUAAGUGUUCUGUGACAGUGGUGGGACAAGCCAGAGCCGGCAAGACAAGUCUAAUAAAGAGAUUGACAGGACAGAGAUUUAAUUCACAAGAAGAAGAAACUGAUGGGAUUGUAACCACGAAGACAUAUACAAUUGAUGAAAAAGAAGAAAACUGGAUACUAGAAACUAGAAAAUUCGAUGGUCAGUGUUAA
This is a messenger RNA of Anneissia japonica, 1226 nucleotides long. RefSeq lists its product as uncharacterized. Gene Ontology annotation, molecular function: protein binding. The record is from RefSeq and is a predicted model, not a curated record. Lineage: Eukaryota; Metazoa; Echinodermata; Crinoidea; Comatulida; Comatulidae. The transcript is spliced from 9 exons. Bases 396 to 1226 code for a protein of 276 amino acids.